Messenger RNA from Rhinolophus ferrumequinum (greater horseshoe bat), 1371 nucleotides. It is a transcript of the gene ADGRD2, whose product is annotated as adhesion G protein-coupled receptor D2. The record is from RefSeq and is a predicted model, not a curated record. Gene Ontology annotation, biological process: cell surface receptor signaling pathway; adenylate cyclase-activating G protein-coupled receptor signaling pathway. Lineage: Eukaryota; Metazoa; Chordata; Mammalia; Chiroptera; Rhinolophidae. Gene Ontology annotation, molecular function: G protein-coupled receptor activity. Gene Ontology annotation, cellular component: membrane.
AUGGGACACCGCGUCACCCGACACCGCCGGCUCUUCUCCCUGGCCACGUGGGCACUGGCCAACGCGCUGCAGCUGCACGCCUUCCCGGAACCGGGCAGUGCCGUGCACGCUGCGCUCGUGGUGCGCGGGCACCAUGCGCCCGUCCUCGCCGCCUUCCGCGUGGAUGGCAGCUGGCACCAUGUGUGUGCAACGUGGGAACAGCGCGGUGGGCGCUGGGCGCUGUUCGCCAACGGGCGGAGGCGCGCCAGUGCGCGGGGACUGGGAACGGACCACCGGCUGCAUCGGGCACGAGCCUGCGCGCUGCCCCUCAGCGGCCUGCGUUUCCGCUGGGACCUGGGCGCCCUGGACAUCACACCCUCGCUGCUGCCACCAGUGCGGUGUCCUCAGAGGAGUGCCCAACGUGGGACCCACACCGAGGGCUCUUUGCCCUGCCUGCAGCUGUGGCCCUUCCUCUGCUGCUACCUGACAACCUAUCUCAAGAGCCCUUCUGUUCCCUACCCUCCACCAGCCCAGACACAGGGGGCUCCUGGGCCACCACUGGCUGCUCCUGUGGCUGCCCUGCACCACAACUCUACCAUCUGCUUCUGCAACCAUAGCACCAACUUUGCCAUCCUGUUGCAGGUGUACGACGUCCAGCGAACCACGGUCUACAAGAACCACUUCUGCCUGGCCUCCACCAAGGGUCUCCUCGUGGCCAGCAAAUGGGCAAAGGCCAACAAGGUGGGGGCGUGUGUGGCCGUCACAGCUGCCAUGCGCCUCCUCUUUUUGGUUGCAUUCUCCUGGAUGUUGGGAGGACUACUGCUGUGAAGCAAAGUGGUGGCCGUGAGCAUGUGCCCGGGCCCCAGGAUGACACUCUCCUAUGCCACAGGCUGGGGCAUGCCUGUGGCCAUCGUGGCCAUCACCCUGGCCAUGUCCCACCAUGACUACGUGGCCACUGGACACUGCUGGCUCAGUGUUCACACAGAUACCAUCUGGGCCUUGUGUGGCCCGUGCACUUUGUGUCUCCAGGCCAAUGGCAUCCUGGUCCAUGUGGUGACGGUCACCAUGUCCAGUGCCCGCCGCUGUGCCCGCAUGCUGAACCCACAGCCCUGCCUGCAACAGCAGAUCAGAAUCCAGGGAUGGGCCACGGCGAAGCCGGCGCUGGCCCUCCUUUCUGUCCUGGGCCUGACGUGGCUGGUCGGCCUGCUGCACCUCAGCCUAGCCUGGGCCUAUGCCGCCAUGGGCCUCAAUUCCUUUCAGGGGCCGUCCAUCUUCCUGUCCUACACUGCCUACAAUGGGGAGGCGCAGUGCGUCUGUGGGAACAAGAGAGCGGCAGCAGCGCCUCCGCGUUCAAGUGACAACGCCUUUGUCUCUGCUGAAUGGGUGGCCUGA